Molecule: messenger RNA, 3962 nt
Organism: Homarus americanus (American lobster)
Lineage: Eukaryota; Metazoa; Arthropoda; Malacostraca; Decapoda; Nephropidae
Gene: pasi1
Exons: 5
Coding region: 543-1040 (165 amino acids)
Source: RefSeq, a predicted model, not a curated record
AUUCCAUUCACGCGUUUCAGUGCGUUUGCGUUUUCAAUUGCUACAGGGAGGAGCGAUUGCCAUGUACUGCAAACGCAUAAUGCUAACUCAACUUUGCCAAUGGAGACAACCGUGUACAUUUCAGUGUGAUUAAUUUUUGACGCUAACGCAACCGCUAACACGUGAAUAGAAUCCUAGCUUUAGGAUUCCAGGAAUACCAAUUGUAUGCAGCUCCUUGAGGUCCCCCAAGCAUAGCCCUCUAGCGGCAGAGUUUGCACCUUAGCAGUGAGCUCAGGUAAAUACUGGUCCAGGUGGCAACACGACGCACCGCGCGUUGCUUGUGUUUCAAGAAAGCAUAUGAAGGGAACCUGUAUCACCUUUCACACACUUGUCUGGCUCACCUACCACCACUACUGCUGCUCUUACUAGGAGUGCGGUUGAUUACGUCACUUCCUGCCAAUAACGCCAUCAUCGGUUAGCAAGUUGCCCAUAACACUACAAGAAAAAAGCGAUCACAACUAGUACAACCAUAGUACACAAGAAGCUCCUCCGCCACCACCACCAUGAAGGAGUGCUGGUCGCCGUGGUACUACUAUGACGACAUCAAGACAGCAAGUAAGGCGUGUGCAGCCACUACCAUCUUCUUCAGCACAUUCUCCAUCAUCUACAUCAGUCACUGUCUUAGUGGUGGUGACUCCUCCCAGUUCUUCCUCCCACUGUUUGAGACAGAUGUUGACACAACCAUGAGGGGUGCGGGCGGGUUCAUGAUUGUGUUCUACCUGUUUUACAUCGUAGUCUCAGGCCUCAUGGUGAGGGGGCUUAUCUUGGAUCAUCGGGGCUUCAUCCUUCCCUGGCUCACUCAGAAUCUCAUCUACGUACUCAUGAUCAUCGCUUUUGCCCUCUGGCUGCAGGCAUCGUACUACCAUUAUCUGCUGUCUGUGUUAUGGACGUUGCUCUAUGUGCUCUUUGCUGCUGCUCAUGUAUACAUGCAGAGGUGUGUCAAGAGCCAGUAUGAUAACAUUAAGAAAUCUCAAGCACCAAACAUCGUCCAGCUAUAUUGAGCUGUUUCUCUUCAGCCGUCAUCCUCACUCGGCUACAUAACAUCCGUCCUGGUAAAGUUCCCCUGUGAAACAGCUUCACAGCAUCUACUUCCAUAUACAGUACCAUGAUAGUGAACUAUCACAACAGUUGUCCUGAAAUGCAAGUUUUUCCUUUUUCCCUAUACAGUACUGUAUAGUUAACAUAGGGAUAUGGCUGUUUAACACCUGUCUGACACACAGACACAUUCAUACAAUACAUAUUGCCUCAACACCUGAGAAACAGCUUUACAUGUCCACCUUUCAGACUUGGAUGUACUGUACCAGGUGUCCACUUAUGACUUCCAUACUGAAAUCUUAGUGCGACAUUUUUAUCUACGUACCUUAUAGGUAAGUUAAGGAAAUUGUAUUAUUUACUUAAUGCUGAUUAUGUUUUUAAUAUAUUUAUAGUACUGGAUGUUGCUUAUCAGAUUAUUACAAUCAGAAAUUUCAUGUUUUCAUCAUAGACAUCAAAUAUUUACUAUUGGAAUUGUAGAACUGAAAAUUUUAUAUAUUUUUAUGUUGUUAUUGACUUCAUAUUCUGAGUUAUGACCACAAACUUGAAGAAUCUCUUAGCUAUUGGAUGCUUUACACCCUGGUGAUAGUAAAAAUGAAUGAAUGCAUGAUUAAACUGCACCUAAAUACUGUAUAACUAUGGUACUGCAGUACAUGCAGAGAAAGAGAUAGAGUAUGAGAUGGACAUACAGAGUUGACAUAGAUAUGGCAAUGUCAACAUCAUAAGGCAAAUUCUCAAAUGAUUCAAUAUUUAAUGUAGAUUGUUUACAUUAUACCAAAAGCUACUUUAUCUUAAAUUAUUAACUUCAGUAAUACAUUUACAUAAGCUUUUAAACUUGACUAGAAAUGUAGUACGUACUAUAUUUACAAAAUUGAAAUAUCUGAAAUAUUUGCUACUAAAUAUUAGUGAUGGUAAGUUUGUCUGUCAUUAAUGUGGGUAAAUACUAUCCAGUGCUCAAACUAAUUUAUCUUCAUUAUAUUUUGUCUUAUCUAUGUAUUUAAACUUUAUCCUUGAAGCUCGACCUUUGUAACUCCUGAAGGAUCUUGUACAGCAAUCUUCAGAACUUUGCCUUCAACUGUUUUCCUCUGAAGCUUUACCUUUUUGACAAUUUCCAAACUUUUCACACUUGUACUUUACCUCUGUAGUGGUGUCUCUCUAAGACCGGUUUUAAAACUUAUUUCACGCUUCCGUCUAUUAAUGGUGGCUGUUGUGUCCCACCACUCACCAUUUUCAGUCAAAUCCAAUGUACAGUACAAUACAUACCUGUGUUUAGGUAAUGGGCAACUCAUCAGCUUAUAAUAGACAACUUUGAGUAAUGUAUAUUAUUAAACUAUAUAAAAUGUUGUUAGAUUGCCCUGGUUGUGCCAACAUUGUAAUUAUUUUUACAUUACACAUGAAAAUUUGCACUGUGUAAUGUACAGCACUGCCAAGGCACAACAUACUGUAAUUGCAAUUGAUGAUUGCAUAUUGUUAUAAUAAUGCACCUUAACUAUGUGAUACUAUUAGAGUCUAAUUAAUUUUUACUUCACAUGGAAUUACUUUGUUGUAUUUUAUACUUUUUCCAUGGUACAAUACUGUACACCUAUGUAGGAAUACUGUAGUCGGUUUUGCUAUAAGCGGUAGUUGCGUUCUUGAAAAACACUGCAUUUUAGAAAAAUUACGUUGUAGUAACCAUUGAUUUAAUGAGAAUUAAGGGGUAGUAGAUUCGAGAACACCAACAUGACUGACAUGGAACUCAGUUUCAUUUUUAUAUUAUUGUUAGUUUUUAUGUGUUUUAGUUUAAUAAUAUCAUUCAUAGUCUUAACCUGCUCGUGGUCUUUCGACACAAAUUGCAUCACUAAGUGCUCCGGUGCUGGUGCGACCCUUCCCGCUCAGCCAUAUCUCACAUAAGCACAAACGAAGGAACGGUGGACCAGCCCUAUCUACCACCUAAGUUCCUCCUACUAGCCUCAUGGACUGGCAGAUGCAUCUCUAAGGGUGUAAUUUGGGCCUGAAUCGUUUAAUAAAAUGGAUAAACCGUUCCUUUAAAGAUGCAGAACAAAUGAACACAAAGAAAAAAUAUGGGAGUGUGAUUCUCUUAACUGCUUUUAAUGAUAAAACUUUUAAAUCAAAACAUUUUUAGUCAUAAGAAGAGAAGAUAGUUGUCUGAGGCGACUGGUGGAGGAGGAACUUGAAUCAGUUUGACCACUUUAUCAAAAAACAUUUUCACACCCUUGCCAUGAUAAAGUUGAGAUACUGUACAGUACUUGUAUUAAAAUAAAGCACAGUCUGCGAUUACAGCAUCUGAUACAUAUGUAAGUUAAACAAAGACUGUAAGGGAGGUGCAGUGCCUUGUGUGAUGCAACGCCAAGGCGACCGCAUAAUUGCUUAUACCUACUUCACUGACAUAUUUCUGUUUACUUAAAUGCAUAAUAGAAAAUGUAUUCCCUUAAUACAUUCAUCACGUUACAACCAAGUUGCACUAUAAAACGUGUUGUAGGAAAACUUACUGCAUACACUACUGUAAUAGAUUCAGCUGGGCUAUGAAAAUUAAGCUUAUACAAAAUCUAUUAUGUACACGUAAUAUAAAUACAGUAGUACAGUAUUGGUGAAUACUUGUCCUUUUGUGAAGUAGUGGUAUACUUUAUUUUGUUCUUAUGGAUUAGAACAAAGCAUAUUUUACUGGAUAUAAUACUUCAUACUGUAUACAUACAAAUUGCAUAUAUAAAUUUACAGUAUAUUCAGGGUAUAUUUGUAUACACUACAUGCGGUCAUAUAACUUAAUAAAGAAGACUGCACUGCACCUCCACUUCUAUUUUGAGAGAAACUGAAGGCUUAAAAGGUUUAUAGCAUGAUUGUACUGACAAAUGCUAUAAAAAAAAAAGGAACACACCAAAGUGAUGAUUUCCGGA